This is a messenger RNA of Lodderomyces oxycetoniae, 1365 nucleotides long. RefSeq lists its product as uncharacterized. Bases 1 to 1365 code for a protein of 454 amino acids. The transcript has a single exon. Lineage: Eukaryota; Fungi; Ascomycota; Pichiomycetes; Serinales; Debaryomycetaceae. The record is from RefSeq and is a predicted model, not a curated record.
AUGAUUCAAUUGUUGGUAUUUGUUAGUGGUUUAGUUUUGGUCUUGUUUUUAUCCUUCAACCAGGGCAUUGUUAUUAUCAAAAAGUAUUUUGUCGGUAACAAGAGUCCAAUAAGAGAUAAAGAAAGAACGCUUUCAUCAUCGUCCAAGGUGAAAGUAGAGACAAAUAAAGGAGUUUACGGCAGCAAUGAGUCAAUCCAAGAACCCACGCCAUUGAUGAUUACUCCUGAGGAGGUUAAAACGUAUGACGAUAGACCUUGGAGGCCUUUUAGGUGGCCAUAUCAUCAGACUAUGUCUAUUUUCAAAUUAGACUUAAAUCACUGGCUUGAUAUGGAUAAGUACUAUCACCACUAUAUUGAAGAGAGGAAAAGGAUCAGAUUAAAGUAUGGAAAGGAAAAUUAUGAUUGGUUGCCCGAAGGUUAUGAUGCAUGUAAGGAGUUGAUGGAAAUGGUAAGCGACCAUAUGGUCAAAAGGUAUCCCUUGUUAUUCACCCUUUUAAAAGAUGGCGACUGGGCUACGCAGGGAAAGAUAUUUAGGAAUGAAUUGACACAAGAGGUUUUGGACAUGACUUUACCGUUAAAACAGCAUCCAUUAAUAUUUGUAUCGAAGAUGGCUAAGGAAGAUAUUUUUGUUGUAUUGAAGAGCCCAAAAGAUAACUUGCAUUACCUUGUUGCUGCAGCGGUGUCAUACCCUGGAGGUUCUUUUAGAGUUGAUCAAAAAAUAGGCAAACAUCUUGAUGCCAUUCAUAGUGUUGUUCCGUAUUAUGAAACGAAAUUGAAGAAGUCGAUGGAAAGAUGGUUUGACAAAAUGAGACCUGAAGAUCCAGUUGAAAGAGCAAGUUUCUAUAUUACUUGGGACACAAAACUUAGAGUGAACAAUGUUUUUCAAGUUCCUGAAGUUAACCCAAAUGUGGAUUCUGAGUUGAAGGAAACAGAUUUCCGCAAGUUUUGUGUGCGUGUGGAAAGACAAACUUUGAGACGUUUACCAAGAUCAGAUGCCAUCAUUUUCACUAAUCACCCUGUUUUUUACUCUAUAGACGAGAUGAAGGAUGAGCCAAUGAUUCCUUCAAUUCUUAGGAAAAUCCUUUAUGAAGGUCCUAAAGAUAUCAUAAAGUACAAAAACUUUGAAAGAUUUAGAGAUUACUUAGCACCAUAUUUGGACUCAUUAGUUGAGAGACAAAAAAAGUUGGGAAUCAUUACUGAUGAAACCCCCUUGAAAACACAACCAAAUUACCCUUUUGCUCAUUGGGUCAAGGAUAAUGCGUGUAGAUCAGAAACAGAGGGGUGGACUAACCCUAGUCCAAGUUAUGAUAAGAAACAUAUGAAAACACAAGACUUUCAUAAGUCUAAAUUGGCUUCUAAUGAGUAG